Messenger RNA from Spirodela intermedia, 4580 nucleotides. NCBI's taxonomy places the organism in Eukaryota, Viridiplantae, Streptophyta, Magnoliopsida, Alismatales, Araceae. The record is from the annotation of a GenBank genome assembly.
AUGGGGCGGCCGCCUCUCGGGGGAGGCCCCGUAUUCCGUUUCACGCCAAGCGAGGUACACCAUUCCGGACGAAGAAGAUUGAAAUUUAAUGGGAUGGCUAGGGUUUCAUUUUUGUCUUCCGUAGUCUCGACCUCUGCUACGAGUUCUUUCUCAUUCUGCGAGUGUCUGCCUCUUCGCACGCCUGGCUGGAUUCCCCAAUCCCCAAAAUACGCGAGGACAACCGGAGUUUGUGUUUCGACGUCGUCGCCGCAUACCAGUUCAAUGUGUCCACUGGUAUUCUACUCGGCGGUUGGGGGGGGGGGUGUGGUUGUGGCUGUCGAUUAGGGCACGGCGCCAUAAUCUUGUACUAGAGAAAUCUGGAUUAUAGCUUGAGCUCGGUAACCAGGGAACCCUAUAAUGCAUUGGCUGGAAUCCUAAUCGGUUUUCCGUCGCCACUCCGUAUCGGUCUACACUUCGUCGUUAUUUAGCACCAAUCUUUUUUCAUUUGUCCAGGUGAUGGAGAUGGAAGCCUGCUUGCAAGUGUCCAACAAUGUAAUACCUGAUCGAGGACUCAUCAGCUCCCUCGCAGAGAAGUUCAGGUGCGUCUCUUGCGUGUUCAAGUCGUAUAACAUUGGCGCUGCUAGCCACAAAGGCCGGUGUUCAUACAAUCUUUUACCCAUGCUCUUGUAAAUCACUGAUAGAGUCAUGUUUGCAUUUUAUUUGCCUGAAGUGCCUCGGCUGAGAGAAGUGGGAAGGUGGUCGUACAACCUAAGCAGGUGAGAAUAGCGUCUCCGCUCGUCUUGAAAUGCGGGAUUCAUCCGCCGGGGAGCUUUUCUUCAUCAACCACAUUGGAUGUUUUCAGGUGUGGAACUGGUUCCAGAAUAGAAGGUAUGCUCAACGGGCAAAGGUGGUUAAGGCUCCGGGCAAACUGAAUGUUACGCCAGCAGCUCGGGAUGAACCUAUUCAAAUCAGAAAUGUAGCUUCUCCGGCUCCUUCUGCUCAAGGUUGGAACUCCUCUUGGGAAGCAUGUUCUGUUACCCAGUUGAGACUAGUUUUUGGGCCUAUCCGAAUUAGUAAGAGGAUGUAACCGCCGCUUCAUAAACCAAAACCGUGCAUGCGUGUUUAUCACAUGAAUUAAGAUGCUGUCUACGUUGGAAAUGAGCAAUAUCCACAGAAAGUCACAAUUUUAAAUCUGAAUCUUUGAAAAAGGAGCUAACAGCAGAAGUUGUCAUUUCUCCCUAUACUGUGAAUCUGAAUCUAGCCUAUGAAAGCAAUAUCUGACUAGAAUGUAAACCAGAUGCUCAGUCAAUGAUUCAUCCACCAAUGAUUCUGCUUUUUGACUGCCCCUGCUUCAGCGAUCUUAUUUCUCAUAAGUCAAAAUGUUGUCAAGUGUCGCUUAUAGACUCGUCUGCUGGCGUUGUCUUGUCAACCCUUAGUUUGUUAUCUAUUUAAGCUAUGCUGAAGCUGAUUUUAUCUCUUAAGUUGACUAAGUACUGCUGCAUUUUAUCCAAAUCAAUGAUAGUUUUUUCUGUGUUGCAUUUCAACACAUUUGUCCUACAUUUUUGAUCCCGUGCAUUCUACAGGUUAAUUGCAUUAGAUCUAUUGACAAUGCUGAUUUAUUUAUUGCUUCACAUUUGCAGCGAAGAAAUCUUCAGACAACUAAUGGGAAUUCUGAUUUGUUAAUUCCUUUAACUAUGCAGCAAAGAAUUCUUUAGACGGCAAUCAGAUGGAGUUUGAAGCCAAAUCAGCUAGAGAUGGUGCAUGGUUAGUGCUUCCCAUUAGUUUUCCUUUGUUUGUUACUUGGAGUAACUUAUAAUGCAGCAGUAUUGCUAAAAUCUCUUACCCUUCAUGUGUGAAACAUUGUUUUUGACUUGAGCACUUAACUGUGGCAUGAUGUGAGCAUAUUAGUUCUUUUUUAUUCUGUUUGUCUGAUUUCGGCAACGUUUGUCUGAUCUCACUGAAGACGAGUUCAUAGAAUCACUUUGCUCUCUGAUUAUUGCCCUUUGGUGCGAUCCUACAUGACUCAGGGUUUUAUCCUGGGUUCUUCUUGCAUUGGGUUGGAUCUAGCAUGGCAGAGAAGAAUUCUGUACCAAAAAAUUCUUUUAAUUUAAUAAAAUAUAGAAGGUGGACAGACCUUAUGAAUGUGGAAUUGUGGGCGAUGCAUAGUGUCAAUCUUGUAGAUUUCUGUAAACAGAAUAAAAAAUGUUGUUGGGCCGAAAUAGGAUCGCACGUUAAUUAUCUUGUUGUUAUCGGACUUCAGACGGUCGUCGGUUCGAUUAAAUGCCAAUAAAUAUUAUGCAUGGAAUCCUCCCUAGAAAAAGUUUAUCUGGAGCAAUGGUCCCCUGGAGCUGUCAAAAAUUGAUAAGACGGCUUUUGUUUUAGCUUGAGGUGCCAUUGGAACAUAAAUAAUUGACGGACUUUGUGGAGACCCACUCUGCAAGUUGACUUUAUUUAUGGUGACCAAUUAUUCGUUGGUAAUAUGUAUAGAGAGAGCAUGGCAUGCAUCAGCUUGAAUCUUUAGAAACCCACUGGCAUAAAAAGCAACCUAUGGUCGCUCUAGUCAGAGUGGGCCCUCUAUUCGUCAGCUUAUUUCGUGCAGAAUUUUUGUAUUCAUGUACAAUUUCGCGAUUUCUUCUUUUGGCAAUAUAGACCCUUGCAUCUGGUGAUGGGAUUACGUUUAUUCAACCUUUGAUUGUGCUGUGUUUUUAUUUUCAGGUAUGAUGUUGCACAGUUUAUUUCCCACAGAAUGUUUGAGACUGGUGAUCCGGUAAUUUUUCCUAAAUUUCUUCUGGUGCAUAAAACUUCUAGGUGCGAUGAAAUACAAGGCAUUUUCUAGCGCAUCAAAUUCAAUGCAUUUUAACUGAUUCAAGAAGUUAUUCCAUAUGGUUCGUAAGGAAGGUAUCAUACAUUAUCUGAUUUCGUUCGUAGGAUUUACACAAGAUCAUCUCCUCAAUCGUCAGUGUGAAGUAAAUGUAACAUGUAGGCAGUGGGUUCCCGUCGUAAUUAUGUUUAGAAGGGAAAACGAUUUGAGUUUAAUUUCUGUACGAUGAGUAGGAUCAUUUUUCUGCAUGAAUGGCUAGGUUAGACAUGAAUAUCUAGCGAUCAUUUUUUAAAAGUACUAUUUUUCAUUUCAGGAAGUUCUUGUUCGUUUUUCUGGUUUUGGCAUAGAGGAAGAUGAGUGGGUUAAUGUGCGCAAGUGUGUUCGGCAGCGGUCUCUUCCAUGUGAAGCUUCUGAGUGCGUCGUCGUGCUUCCUGGAGAUCUCAUACUCUGUUUCCAGGUGCUUACAUCUUCUACGAGUCAUGCUUUGGAUUGUACUUGGUUUUAAGCCUUUCUCUUGGAGAUUCAUUCCCUUGGCUCAACAAGGCACCUUCUCAACUGCCUCUUCAUGAUGCGAUUUUCAAUAUAUUGGCUCAGCAUCGUGCGUGCCAUCAGCAUCGUGGUUGCCUUACGGAGCUGUGCUGAUCCAAUAUUUUUUUCCAUCAUCGGAGAGCUUCCAUUUAUUUCUGUCAUGCGGAGCAGCGUCUUUUGGCUGUUUUUACGUAUUCUCCAAAUGCUCGUGUGUCUAUGUCCGAGUUCUCGUGCAUACAUAUCCUCGUAGAGCUAGGUUCUCGUCCGCGAAUAUGUUUCCUAGUAUGUAGGCGUUUUGAUUCUUAUACUUGGUUUUUAUCCUCGUUCAGACAGAGCAAUAUAGAUGGAACUCUGCGAGGCUGCGGUGUUUGUUUCUUUGAUUGAUAAGCGUGCACUUGUCAGUCAGUCAAUCGAUAAUCGUAGUCAGCUCUCACGGGUUAGACCAAUGGGGGACCGUGCUGGCCCGAGAGCUGACCAUCAAACUUUGCCAGAGUCAAUGGGACUAUGUGUAGAUAUCAUUUUUUGCGGCUUUGUUCUCUGUAAUGAAUAAUGGCUUUUCUUUUGACUUUACUCACCAUGAUAUAAAACCCUUGAACUUCGGUUUAAAUUGCCACUUUUCUUCCACCAUCAUCCUCUACCUUCCUGUGUCUGUCUGUGCACUCCGUUUUACUCGCCAACGAUGCUGACCCGCCAUGGAUGCCGCUACCAGGAAGGAAAAGAGCAGGCCCUCUACUUCGAUGCGCACGUCCUGGAUGCUCAGAGGCGGAGACACGACGCCCGCGGAUGCCGCUGCAGGUUUCUGGUUCGCUACGAUCACGACCAAUCCGAGGUGAGUCCUCAUCUCAGAGCCUUCCUUCGUUUCUCUCUGCGUGUGGAUUAUUCUGUCGCCGUGUCUGGUUGUGUGAAUGGCGAGAGCCCCUCUCCGCUGCAGGAGAUAGUGCCCCUGAGGAAGGUCUGCCGGCGGCCGGAGACGGAGUACCGGCUGAGAAUCCUGCAGGCCACCAAGGCCCACCAGGCCUCCUCCCCGGAGGCAGCGGCCGCCGCUGCAUCCCAAGCGCAGCCGCAGAAGCUGCAGAGGCCGACGGAGGCCGACUCUGCGGAGGCGACCGCGCCGAGGGAUGCUGCCGCGGCAGAGGAGGCCGGCGGACCCCCUGCCGCCGCUGGGGAUAGCAACGCCGAGCCGGUUCCAGAUGUCGAACACCUCGGUGGCAGCGGCGAGAUCCCUCCAGCUGCGAAAACAGUGGCUGAGUGA